UUCUGCGCGGGCAAGAUUGAACAUCCGGUUGUGCUUCCUGCUUUAACUGUCAAGAUGUCGUCCAACGACACGCAGUUCUUCAAACAAUCUUUGACGUCUGAGUAUUGGGUCAACUUCAAUGUCGAUACAAAGUUCACACUUGCCGGAGUUGCUGAACCCGAGAUCGAUAGCGAUGACAGAAAUCAAAUUCGUGCGUGGGUAUUGUCCCAAGCCACUCCAAAGACAGCACCAGCCCAAGCCCAGCCUUCGUCUCUUUACCGUCCCAUCCUUGACCCAUUCGAAAUCCGCGUGCUCGAGAUCUUGCCCGGCACCGGCGCCGACAAGCUUCGAGGUCGCCUCCGUCACUGCUCGCUUGAGCUCAAGGCAAGCUUCGCCCUCGCUGUCGACGGGUCUGCAACGCCAAUGGUGUACACAGCGCUCAGUUAUACAUGGGGCCCAAACGUGUUCGACGAGAUGAUCGAGUGCGAGGGCCACGUCAAGAAUAUUACAAAGUCUCUCGCGGUUGCUUUGAGGGCUUUUCGGCAAGAAGACCGCUCGGUGGUGAUGUGGAUUGACCAGAUCUGCAUCAACCAAGACGACAACGAAGAGAAGGCACAGCAGAUCCCCCUGAUGUCGAGGAUCUAUCAAAAUGCGAUGAAUACCAUCAUCUGGUUGGGUGAAUCGACUUCAAAUUCCGCUUCUGCCAUCAAAUUUCUGGAAGACGUUAGGUUACUUCUACAAUUCACGGAAAAGACUAUCGGCCCAGACGAGUUUGAGGGGCUCAACCUCCCCUCAGAAGACUCGGAGGUUUGGCAAGCUAUAUGGGACUUACUUUCCCGCCCGUGGUUCACGCGGCUGUGGAUUAUCCAGGAAGUCAUCCUCUCAUUUGACGCGUGGGUUGUCUGUGGCAACCACAUGACCACAUGGGACGUGUUGUCGUUGGCCUGCUUGCAUCUUUGGACCUGUGGUAUCUCGAGAUGGCUGACGGAGAAGAAUCCGAAAUCGGGCGACCACACCGCCGGCGUUCAGAGGGAUCUCUGCGAGUCGGUGCAGCGUCUGAGCAGCAUGAAAUCAAGCUACCACAGUGUGACCAUGCCACUCUUCGACCUCUUGGUCGAGUCAAGGGAGGCCAAUUGCUACGAUAAUCGAGAUAAGGUAUACGGCUUACUUGGGGUGUGCGACGACCGCGACAGGUCGGCGAUUAAACCAAGCUAUGCGGAGGAAUUUCCUGUGACCCAUCUCUAUCGCGACAUAACAACGCGACAUCUAGAGAACAACAAAGGAAGCUUGAGACUGGGUGUGGUCCUUACCUGCGUAGACCACGAGUCUCUCGACCUGCCCUCAUGGGUACCAGACUGGAGAAAUCCCCGUCAAACGCACUCAUUGGGGCAUUCUACUACCACCGCGACCCCAUACAUGGCAUGCGGCCAUCUCACGAUCGAAGUCGGUAAAAUCCAUCCAUCGUUGGAAAACACAAACAAGGACGAGCUGCGGCUGCAUGGUAUCUCGGUUGACACUGUUGUAAAAGUCAGUACCAUCUUCACGAAUCCAGACCUGAAUCUUGACGAUCCCACUACUGCCAACAAAGACUUGAAAGACAUGUGCUCCUUCGUCGCAGAGCUACAAGACUAUCCAGGCAAUGAAACCGUCUUCUCUGCAUUUUGGCAGACACUGGUCGCGGGAAAGGACGCUACCGAAAUGGCCAAGGCGCCGUCGGCCUACGAAGAGAUCAUCUCUCUUCUCCUUGACGCAUCCACGGGGCUAUCACCAUCGCUCCCUGGACAGACAUACUCGCCACGGCAGAGAAGGCCGGCAGGUAAGGGAAAGCUGGAGCUGGCAAGUCUCAAGACACGCACGGCGGGGAAGACGUUCCAGGAUGUGAAGACCUCAAUGGUCCAUGCUAUGCGGAAUCGGAGGCUUGGUUUCACUACGAAAGGGCACUUGGGGUUGCUUCCGCAUACAAGCAGAGUAGGGGAUGAGAUUCAAGUCUUUGACGGGUGUCAUAUUCCGUACCUCCUGAGGAAGGCUGAUGGUGGAAGCCAUCGGCUGGUUGGAGAGAGCUACGUGCACGGAAUCAUGCGAGGAGAGGCUGUUAAACACAUCCAGAGCAUGGACGAAGUAGUAUUGAAGUAGUGUAGGCUUACAACUACGAUGUCGUUAUCUUACCAUUCAUACUAGUACUACUUUAGGUAUGUACGUUUGAUUUUAUUUCUACCCUAUCGCCGAUCUUGAUACAUAAGUAUGUACACGAAUAGAACCAACAACAAAUAUCAGCAUCUAGAGA
Molecule: messenger RNA, 2263 nt
Organism: Colletotrichum phormii
Lineage: Eukaryota; Fungi; Ascomycota; Sordariomycetes; Glomerellales; Glomerellaceae
Product: heterokaryon incompatibility protein-domain-containing protein
Exons: 1
Coding region: 55-2112 (685 amino acids)
Source: RefSeq, a predicted model, not a curated record